GUCGCGUUCGUGAAAGGUUCUCUUCUCUCAUUUCGCAGAAAAUACGUUCCCCAUAAAUUUGUAGUGUGUCGCACCCUAAAACGGCGACUAACCCAUUGUUCUGUGUAUGUUGUGUUUUUCUUCCUUUUGCAUAAAUUAAAUUCAUUUUCUUUUUUUUUUAAAUAGAAAUUACAAAAAUUUUCAGUUUGAAUCCACUAAAAAAAAGAAAAGUUAAAGAUGCUGGUGAAUUAUUUUUAUUUUAUGUGUUCCCUAAGUCCCCAAGUAGUGUUGUGAAUAUUAUUUUUAUUUCAUAAUUUUCAAUUAGCCGGUUGGGAUUUUCUUGUACCGAGAAUCGAAAGGAGACCGAAAAAGGAUUUUCCAUAGUUGAUACACCACCAACCAACACCAACGACAGAGUCAGUAGCCAGAUUAACAACAACAAAAACAGGAACCAGAAAGAGAACAACGGGCAAGAGCAACCAAAGUACCAGACUGAGAUCUGAGACCGGGACGUGUUCGUUUUGCAUCCGCGCGGAAACAAAAGCAAAACGUCAAAAGGACACCUACCCGAAAAAUUAAACCAACAACAAACCGAAACCACUCGUCUUCACGUUCCUCUUACACACAAUAGUUUCUUCCAAAAACAAAAACCGAAACUGAAACCGAGAAAACUGCAUUCCGGGCGCGAAGCUACCGCUAAACCUGUUGCGUUUUUUGUUUUUUAAUUUCUUAAAUAAAUUUUUUGUUUCUACUCUAAGCUGCUUUCUUUGAUAUUUUUAUUUUGUUAAAUUUAUAAAAAUAUUUGCCCUUAACUCGAAAAUAAAAUUUAAAACACUUGAUUCAGAAAAAAUAAAAACAAAAACGAGAAGUUGGGGUUGGGCGCUCGUUUUUACUUCUUUAUUUUUUAUUGCUUUGCGGGAUUGUAAAUAAAUUGUUUGUGAAUUUUUAAUUUAAUUCCUGUCUGCAUUUUCUUUGUGUUAUUUUUAUUGCUUCCUUUUUGGUUUGAUCCUUUGCAAAAGCCAGUGAAACAAAAAAAAAAAAAGAAAAACGUGUCCAAAAUAAGCUUUUGUCUUUAUAAAAUAAAAAUCAAAUAAAUUCAAUUUUAAAUACGAAUCAUAUUUCUUCAUGUAUCCCUUAUGUCUGUCCGGAUGAAACAGCAUCAAAGAGUUUGUAAUUUUUCUCUAUACCGUUUGAAUAUAAUCUUGGUGGUCUGGAUCUGUUAAAUUCCAUUUGGGAGCAACUUUAUAGUUGCCCGACAAAGCUCUGCUUCGUCGACACUGCGGCAGCUGUAGUCAACGACGACUACAGAAGUGGCGGCAGUAGCAGCGACAGGGGACCCAGAGAAGUCAAGCCCGGAGGGGGAGGAGGUGGUGGAGGAGGAGGAGGAGGAACCAGCUUGGCAUUCGGAGGAAUCAGUCUCUUGAGAUUUGGAAAAAUGGGAACAAUCAAAUCUCGACCUCUGACACAAUCAGAUUCGCUGUCCGAUGGAAAUGCAUCUCAGAUGAAUGGCAUCGCAGGCCAUGGCAGCAAUGGCAAUGGUGCUGCGGGAAACGGCGGAGUGUGCAGCAUAGUCACAAGUUUCCCCAACAAGCACGACUUGCUCUAUGUGAACUCCCCGCAGAGUUCCAUUUCGGCGGGGACAAAUCAAUAUCAUGUGCGACAAUCGAGCAUCAGGAAUCGCCCACAACCGCCGAUACCCGAAGCAGCAGAGUUGGAUAAACGAUUUGCUAAAGUUCUGGCCUCAAUGGACUUACCACCGGAUAAAGCGAAACUAUUGAAAAAUUACGACGAUGUUAAAAAAUGGGAUAUCAUAUGUGAUCAGGAAAUGGUUCGAGCGAAAGAUCCUCCAUCUCAUUAUUUAAAUAAAUUAAGAACUUAUUUAGAUCCGAAAGCUUCACGAAGUCACAGAAUUUUCUUCUACUUUCUUUGCCAGAAACGAAAAAUGGUGGGUGAGUCCACGUCCACGCAAGUGUUACGUGAUUUAGAAAUCUCACUUCGCACCAACCACAUUGAGUGGGUAAAAGAGUUCCUGGACGAGACCAAUCAGGGUCUAGAUGCUCUCGUUGAUUAUUUAAGUUUUCGCCUGCAAAUGAUGCGUCACGAACAACGAAUACAAGAAGCCCUAACCGAAUCCGAAGAACGCUUGAAUCUCGCCGGCACUACCAACCAAUCGAUGGGUUGCAGUGACAACGAGGGUGUCAAUAAUUCCGCCCUCGGAAAUAACAGUCAUCAUGACUCGUCCUCACGAUACAAUCAUCACAAUUCCUCGAAUGGAUUCCUGCGACCAUCGCUGGCCGAUGUCCUUGAUAGUCCGAGUAUCAAACGCCGUUCCCGCCACAUUGCUAAGCUGAAUAUGGGUGCUUCGACGGACGAUAUUCAUGUGUGCAUCAUGUGCCUGCGGGCCAUCAUGAACAACAAAUACGGAUUCAAUAUGGUGAUCCAACACCGGGAGGCGAUUAAUUGCAUCGCUUUGAGUUUGAUCCACAAGUCCUUGCGAACGAAGGCACUGGUGCUGGAGCUGCUGGCGGCUAUUUGCUUAGUAAAGGGUGGCCACGAGAUCAUUCUGUCGUCGUUUGACAAUUUCAAAGAGGUGUGUCAGGAGAAGAGGCGCUUCCAGACGCUCAUGGAGUACUUCAUGAACUUCGAGGCUUUCAACAUUGACUUUAUGGUGGCGUGUAUGCAGUUUAUGAACAUUGUGGUGCAUUCCGUCGAGGACAUGAAUUACAGGGUGCAUCUGCAAUAUGAGUUCACGGCUCUGGGUCUAGACAAGUAUCUCGAAAAGCUGCGAAUGACUGAGUCGGAGGAACUGAAGGUGCAGAUCUCGGCGUAUUUGGACAAUGUAUUCGACGUUGCCGCCCUGAUGGAGGACUCCGAGACCAAGACCGCCGCUUUGGAGAGGGUCCAGGAGCUGGAAGACGAUCUGGGUAGAGUGAUGGACCGCAAUGCGGAGCUCGAACGAGAGUUUAUGUAUAAACUUGCCGAGAUGGACACUGAAAUGGAGCAAUUGAAGGCUGAACGAGAGGAACUGCUCGUUACCAAGUGCAAGUAUGACGAAGAGGUGUCCACUCUUCGCAAAAUUCUCAAACACAAUGAGCAGGAGCUCAAGAAGCGGGAAUCCAUGCUGCAGAGUAAGAAUCUCGAAUUACAGACUCUGACCAAGUCCCUGCCUCGUUCCGGAUCGAAUGGCGAGGGUGGCUUCAUCAUGAUGAACGGAAACAUCGGUUCACCAGAUUCUCAGACAUCAUCAAUAUCACCGCCGCCACCACCACCACCUCCAUUGCCAUCCGCAGUGUCACCACCACCUCCGCCACCCCCAGUCCCACCACCACCGCCAAGCAUGAACGGUGGUUUGAGGGACAACGAGUCAACAUACUCGAACAUUAACCCUCAUGAAACAACGGCACGAAUGCCACCCCCACCAGCACCUGCCGCUCCGCCAUUUAUGUCAACAUUCUCACCGCCACCACCACCUGCUGCUGGCUACAUGCCCGCUCCAGAUGGAGCGAUGACCAUCAAGCGAAAGGUGCAAACCAAAUACAAGUUGCCGACACUUAAUUGGAUUGCGCUGAAACCUAACCAGGUCCGCGGAACAAUUUUCAACGAAUUAGAUGAUGAGAAAAUACACAGACAGAUCGAUUUUAUUGAUUUCGAAGAACGCUUCAAAAUAGGCAUUGGUGGUCCAAUCGCAAAUGGUAAAUCCGAAGUCGAUGGCCUCAAUUCAUAUCCGAGCAAGCGUUUUAAAAAACCAGAAAACGUUUCACUGCUUGAGCAUACGAGAUUACGAAAUAUUGCAAUAUCUCGUCGAAAACUUGAUAUGCCAAUCGAUGAAGUGAUAGCUGCGAUACAUAGUCUCGAUCUGAAGAAACUUUCACUAGAGAAUGUUGAAUUAUUACAAAAAAUGGUGCCAACUGAUGCUGAAGUAAAAUCCUAUAAGGAAUACAUUGGCGAACGUAAAGACCAGAAUCUCCUUACAGAAGAGGAUAAAUUUAUGUUGCAAUUGGCCAAAGUUGAAAGGAUAUCAUCGAAAUUGUCGAUCAUGAAUUAUAUGGGCAAUUUCUUUGAUUGUGUUCAUUUGAUAAGUCCGCAAAUCAAAGCCAUCAACACAGCAUCUGACUCGCUGAAACAAUCACGUAAAUUCAAAGCCGUCCUCGAGAUAGUGCUUGCAUUUGGAAACUAUUUGAACAGCAGCAAGCGUGGUCCAGCCUACGGUUUCAAACUCCAAAGUCUUGACACUCUCAUUGAUACAAAAUCAACAGACAAGCGAUCAUCGCUUUUGCACUAUAUUGUCGCAACAAUAAGGCAAAAGUUCCCCGACUUGCUUAACUUCGAUACAGAACUCUUCUGUACCGACAAAGCAGCCCAGGUAUCGCUUGAGAAUAUCAUCACAGAUAUGCAUGAUUUGGAGAAGGGCAUGGAGUUGGUGAAGAAGGAAGCCGACAUCCGAGUAAAAGGUGCACCAACACAUAUUCUCAGAGAUUUCCUAAACAACUCCGAGGACAAGCUUAAGAAGAUCAAAUUUGAUUUGAAGAAUGCCCAGGAUGCAUUCAAAGAGUGUGUCGAAUAUUUCGGAGAAUCGUCGAGGAAGGCCGAUGCGAGUGCGUUCUUUGCGCUAAUUGUAAGAUUUACACGAGCUUUCAAGAUGCACGACCAGGAGAACGAGCAACGUCGCCGAUUAGAACAAGCAGCCGCUCAGGCCGCAAGUAAAAAGGAAAACGAACAGGUAAUCCUUAGGAACAAGAUGAAUCAGAAGAAACAGCAGGAAGCAGUAAUAAAUGAGCUUAAAAGCAAAACGACAACACACAAGAAUAGUUCCGUUCGUGAACAGAAGAUUCUACAGCAAGAUGAAGUUUAUAAUGGAGCCUUGGAAGACAUUCUAUUGAAUUUGAAGAGUGAACCCUAUCGACGUGCAGAUGCAGUUCGACGCAGCCAGAGACGUCGAAUCGAUAAUAAUAGACUCUCGAGAACUCUGGAAGAAUUGGAUGUUUAAACUUCUCAAAAGAAUGUAUUUAAGUCAUUUUAUUAUGCAAUUGUGUAUACUACAUCAUUCCUGGAAUAUCUAUUUUUGUUUUCUUAUAUCUUGAGAUUCUAUAAAAAUUUAACUAAGCUCUCUUCUUGAUCUGUCUAUUUUUUGAAUUUGUGCGAAAUUUAAUGAAAUUAUUUGUAUAUAAAUCGAUUUUUUAGUGAUAUUUAAAAAAUGAAUACUACGCCCGCACAAAUUUAUUAUUAUUAUUAAAAAAAACUAACGAAUUUUUGGAGUUUACAUAUUUUUGGUAAAACUUUUGUUUUUGUAUAAUAAAUUGCUACAUCAAAACAAAAAUUAAAAUUAAUCAUCAUCAAUAGAAUACCAGGAGGCCUUCUGUUUGAGAAACAAAUUUGAUUAAAUUUCUUAUUUUAUUUUCGCUACCAAAACAAACUAAGAAAGAAAAAAAGGUUUACGAAAACUUUACGUCUCUGAAAUUUGCCAUUUUAAAUUAAAAUAUUAAAAAAAAAUGAAAAAUAUUUAUAAAUAAGCAUUUAUUAUACUACGCAGUAUUCAAUAGUAAAAUCUCUUUAUACAAGCAUUUUACACUUUGUCGAUGUAUUUUAAACAAAUUUUUUUGUACAUACAUACAUACACAUUUAUAUUAUACAUAUAUAUACCGGAAGUAAAAAAAAACAGAAUUUUUGAAUUUUUUGAAAAACAUAUUAAACAAUAUGAAAAAUAAUAAUAAUUGAAGAAAACACAAUACUAACAAUGACAAAUUUUGAUAUUAAAUCAUAGAAUUUUUUUCUACAUUUGUAAGUUUUUUUGUAUAUAAAUAAAUAAUAAAAUAAAAUAUUAAUAAAAUAUAAUAAUAUAUAUACAUACAGCCUAUAAUAAUAUUAUAUUAUAUAUUCUUUAAACAAAAUAUAUAAAUAUAUAUACAUUUAUGAAUUUGCAUGAGAAUUUUGUACAUUUAACAAUAUAAUUAUAAUUAUUAAUAUAUUAUAUAAUAAUUUUUAAUUAAUUUUAAGUUAAAAUUACUUCGAAACCGAAUAUCAAAAUGAAAUUAAGAAAUUAAUAUCUGUAUGCAAGUAUCUAUAAUUAUUAAAUUAAGAAUUAGAGAAAAAAAAGAGCAGAAGUUGAGAAAGUGCAUAUCGUGGGGAUUAAUAAAGUUUUACUUUUUUAUUUGUUUUUUUUUUUUUUUUUAAUUUGUUAUGAUUUUAUUAAUAUUAUUAUUAUUAUUGCAUAAUUUCUCCCUCUAUUUUGUUAAAAGAAAAUAAUAAUAAUUUUGAAAUUAAGAAGAAGAAAAAAAAUUAUUAUCUUGCAUAGUCAAUUAUUUAGCAAUGUGGAUUUAGUUGAGAAUUUUGACAUGAAUUUUUAUUCGUGCAAUUAUUCUGUGGGUGGUUUUAUUAUUAUUUUAUUUUUUGUAGUUUAUAUUCAUAGAAUUUUAUUGUUAUUAAAUAUUAUAAUUAUUAUUUUUUUAUUAUUAUUAUUUUGAAUUAAUAAAUAAAAUACUAAAAAAUAAAAUAAAAUAAAUUUAUUGAAAUAUUAAAAAAUAAA
Eupeodes corollae is the source of this 6502-nucleotide messenger RNA. RefSeq names its product formin-like protein (gene Frl). The coding region runs from base 1415 to 4966 and encodes 1183 amino acids. NCBI's taxonomy places the organism in Eukaryota, Metazoa, Arthropoda, Insecta, Diptera, Syrphidae. The transcript has 9 exons. Gene Ontology annotation, biological process: regulation of cell shape; cell migration; actin nucleation. Gene Ontology annotation, cellular component: cytosol; actin filament. The record is from RefSeq and is a predicted model, not a curated record. Gene Ontology annotation, molecular function: microtubule binding; actin filament binding; small GTPase binding.